CAAUGGGUAGUAGAGAAAAAGCUGUAAAGGAUCAUUCCGUCAAUUUUGUACUUUAGCUAUUUUGUGUGUGUUGGGUUUAGCUUGUUAUUAUAGUUGACCAUGCUGAAACUAAUAGGUCCAAUUACAAUGGAAAAGAAGGAGUAUAACGGGAGCAUUCCUAGUCUGGUCUUGAGGCCACAAUCAUGGACAAAGCUAUGCAACAUUAUGUUUGCAAAUUUGCCAUUUGGAACAGGUUUCUCAUAUGCAAAAAAUACUUCUUCUCAUCGAAGCGAUCGAAAGUUUGUUCACCAUGUUCAUCAAUUUAUUAGAAAGUGGUUGAUUGAUCAUCCUGAAUUUCUUUCAAAUGAAUUCUACGUUGGAGGAGAUUCAUAUGCUGGGAUUCCUAUCCCUGCUAUUGUUCAAGAAAUUUCAAAUGGAAAUGGGAAAGCUCUCCAACCAUUGAUAAAUCUCAAGGGAUAUCUACUAGGGAACCCUGUAACAACACGUAAAGAAAAAAAUGAUCGAAUCUCAUAUGCUCAUGGAAUGGGGCUCAUUUCCAAUGAACUAUAUGAGUCCUUACAACAAAAUUGUAAAGGAGAGUAUAUUGAUGUAAAUUCCAAAAAUGUGUUAUGUUUAAGAGAUCUCCAAUAUUUUGAUAAGUGUAUUUCAGGAAUUAAACGAUCGCAUAUUUUAGAUUACUAUUGUGAAGAUGAGCCGCAUGUAUGGAGGAGAUCUUUAACUCAAGAGUUUAAAGAAUCUCUUAGUUAUCAUCUCACACCGCCCGUGCCUGACUUACGUUGCCAACUUUAUAAAUUUUAUCUCAACGAAAUAUGGGCUAAUGAAGAGCGUGUUCGCAAAGCACUGCAUAUUCGGGAGGGUACUAUAGAAAAAUGGAUACGUUGUUAUCGGAAUGAUUUUGUGUUUGAUAUCACAAACAGUGUUGAAUUUCAUGUAAAUCUAAGUAAAAAAGGAUUCCGCUCUUUGAUAUAUAGUGGAGAUCAUGAUUUAGUUGUUCCUUUCUUAUCUACACAAUCAUGGAUAAAAGGUCUAAACUACUCUAUUGUGGAUGAUUGGAGGUCAUGGCUAAUUAAAGAUCAAGUAGCAGGAUAUACGAGGACUUAUUCUAAUCAAAUGACAUUUGCAACUCUAAAGGGGUCAGGACAUACAGGUCCUGAAUACACUCCUUGGGCAGGUUUUGUCAUGUUUUCUAAAUGGAUAUCUAAUACACCUUUAUAAUCCACACUUAGAUGGCAUAACUAUGAGAUGUUUAAUUUUUAAUAAUUUUGUUUUCUAAAAAUAUAUAUUUUGUAAUAUUUGAACAAUGUGUACUAAGGAAGCAAUGCAAAUAUGUAAUGUAAGUCAUGAUUUUGUAUAUGAGACAUGCUUGAUAAAAAAUUAAUUUGUAGCUUAUAAUGAUUUCUAUAAUAAAAAACUAAAAUAUAGUUAAA
This is a messenger RNA of Vicia villosa (hairy vetch), 1427 nucleotides long. RefSeq names its product serine carboxypeptidase-like 19. Gene Ontology annotation, biological process: proteolysis; secondary metabolic process. The record is from RefSeq and is a predicted model, not a curated record. The transcript has 12 exons. NCBI's taxonomy places the organism in Eukaryota, Viridiplantae, Streptophyta, Magnoliopsida, Fabales, Fabaceae. Gene Ontology annotation, molecular function: serine-type carboxypeptidase activity; acyltransferase activity, transferring groups other than amino-acyl groups. The coding region runs from base 100 to 1215 and encodes 371 amino acids.